Molecule: messenger RNA, 2380 nt
Organism: Betta splendens (Siamese fighting fish)
Lineage: Eukaryota; Metazoa; Chordata; Actinopteri; Anabantiformes; Osphronemidae
Product: calpain-2 catalytic subunit-like
Exons: 21
Coding region: 85-2181 (698 amino acids)
Biological process (GO): proteolysis
Cellular component (GO): cytoplasm
Molecular function (GO): calcium ion binding; calcium-dependent cysteine-type endopeptidase activity
Source: RefSeq, a predicted model, not a curated record
ACGUGAAACCAGCUCAUUUUACACAGGGUGAAAUCCAUUCCCUCCAGGCAGCAAGUGUUAAUCUUGUACUCUUGAGACGCAGGGAUGACAUCCAGGGCAGACAGAGUAGCUCGUCAGCAGGACCUGGACCAAGGCAUCGGUACCAACCAGAACGCAACCAAGUUCUGUCAGCAGGACUUUGACGCUCUGCAACAGCAGUGUGUGAAGAGCAAACGGCUGUUUGAGGACGACUGCUUUCCGGCAGAAGCCAAGUCACUGGGCUACAAUGAGCUGGGACCGUACUCAUCCAAGACCAGGGGAGUAGUUUGGAAAAGGCCAACGGAGCUGUGUUCUAACCCAAAGUUCAUUUCUGAUGGAGCCACAAGGACCGAUAUCUGCCAAGGAGAUGUGGGUGACUGCUGGCUCCUGGCUGCCAUAGCUUCCCUGACUCUAGACCAGCAGUUCCUGGAUCGUGUGGUUCCACCUGAACAGAGUUUCUCUCAAAACUAUGCUGGAAUAUUUCACUUCCAGAUAUGGCAGUACGGUGAGUGGGUGGACGUCGUGGUCGAUGACCGUUUACCAACCAAAGAUGGGGAGCUGCUGUUUGUCCACUCAGCCGAACGCUCAGAGUUUUGGAGCGCACUGCUAGAGAAGGCCUACGCUAAACUGUAUGGCUCCUAUGAAGCCCUUGAUGCCGGAAACACCACUGAGGGCUUUGAAGAUUUCACAGGGGGAAUUGCAGAAGCAUACACUUUGAGCAAGGCACCGCCAAACCUCUUCCAGCUCAUGCAGAGGGCCCUGAAACUGGGCUCGCUGAUGGGCUGCUAUAUUGAUAAUACUAGUACCUAUGAUACGGAGACACUUAUCGCUCUGAAACUUGUAAAAGCACAUGGGUAUUCAGUCAACGGAGCCGAGGAGGUGCAUUGCCAAGGCAAGGGGGUUCAGCUCGUCCGUAUCAGAAACCCGUGGGGUGAGGUAGAGUGGACGGGUCCCUGGAGCGAUGGGUCCAGUGAAUGGAAGACCAUCAGCAAAGAUGAGAAAGAAAGGAUGAACAACAUAGCUGAAGAUGGAGAAUUUUGGAUGUCCUACUCAGACUUCAUCAAGAACUUCUCCAAGCUGGAGAUCUGUAACCUGACGCCAGACACUCUGACCAGUGAGGAUGUUCACCGCUGGAACUAUUACCAGUCUGAAGGCAUGUGGAGGAUCGGCUCCACUGCCGGCGGCGGCCGCCAUAACGCAGCCACUUUUCCAUCCAACCCCCAGUUCAUGCUACGCCUGGAGGAUUUAGAUGAUCAUCCGCUGGAUGGGAAACCAGGAUGCACCUUUUUGGUGGGGCUGAUGCAAAAGUCACGUCAGCAGAGGAGGCUGAACCGAGAGUUUGAAGCCAUUGGCUUCGCCAUCUAUCAGGUCCCAGAUGGGUACAAAGGCAGCAGCAGUGUGCGUCUAGGUCCAGAUGUCCUGCUGCGGCAGAAGCCUGUGGCCAUUUCCAACUUCAACAAGGCACGGGAAGUGUGCGAACGCUUUAAACUCCCUCCAGGAGAAUAUGUAAUCAUUCCCUCCACCUUCCUACCCUACAAAAAUGGCUCCUUUGUUCUCAGGGUGUUUUCUGAAAAGCAUGCUCCAGCCAGUCCCCUGGAGGUGGAGAUUGGUGCUAAAAUAGUGGAAGAGGAGACCUUCGAGAAGAAUGUGGAUCCUUAUUUUAAGCAGCUCUUCAAGCAGAUUGCUGGUUCUGACAAUGAAGUGUCUGCCCAUCAAUUGCUUGAGAUUUUGAACAAGGUUGUCUCAAAAUUGACUGAUGUCAAGAUACGUGGCUUCAGCCUGGAGACAUGUCGCCUCAUUGUCAGUCUGCUGGAUAAAGAUGACAAUAACACACUGGGACUACUGGAGGUUCAAUUGCUUUGGACAAAACUGCAGAAAUACCUGGAGAUCUUCAAGAACAGUGACACAGACCACUCUGGCACCAUAAGCUCACAGAAGAUGAGAGACGCUGUCACUGAAGCAGGUUUCCAGAUCAACAGCGCCGUGGUGGAGGCGAUCGUCAGUCGUUACGCUGACGCUCAGUACGCCAUAGACUUUGACAGCUUUGUGGGUUGCCUCGUCAAACUGGAGAUGCUCUUCAAAAUGUUCAAGUCUCUGGAGAAAGACAACUCAGGCAAGAUUGAGCUGGACUUACAGCAGUGGUUGUGUCUGGCCAUCUACUAAUUCUGGAGCGAAUCAGAGCCGUCAUCGACACUACUACAGCAGUGAUUUUCAAAUGUUGGAUUUUAAACUAGAUGUCAAUUUUGUUCUUACAUUUUAUUUUUUAACAUUUAUUCCUGUUGACUCUAAUGCACGCUCAUAUUUUUCACCAUAGCAACUAGGUGUGGUCCAUAAAGAGCAGCUCAUAAUGGUGGUGGAAAAA